This is a messenger RNA of Hydra vulgaris (swiftwater hydra), 1452 nucleotides long. Its product is annotated as endosome-associated-trafficking regulator 1. Gene Ontology annotation, cellular component: recycling endosome; centrosome; early endosome. Gene Ontology annotation, biological process: positive regulation of cilium assembly; regulation of cytokinesis; positive regulation of protein localization to cilium. The record is from RefSeq and is a predicted model, not a curated record. NCBI's taxonomy places the organism in Eukaryota, Metazoa, Cnidaria, Hydrozoa, Anthoathecata, Hydridae.
CUUGACGUUCAUUUUAAUUUUUUCUUUUACGUCCAAAUAGUAUUUAAUGGUUUAAUAUUGCGGUUACCGGUAUAAAUAUUAGUAAACAAACAUAAAUCAUGGUUUAAGUUUAAGUGAAAUAAAAUACCUAUAAAAAUGGAAGAUAACCCAUUUUCCUUUACAAAAUUUUCCCAAAAUAAAGAUCCAAUGGAACAAACUGAGAAUAAUAAAAUUAAAAAUAAAUCUGCUAAUGAAGUAUCAAAGUCAAGAAAGCUUGUGAUUGUAGAAGAUGAUGGUCUUACUGAAGUUCAGAACUCAGUUGGUGAAUAUUUGAGUACUAAUACAGAUGAAGAAUGUGUAGAUAGAUAUGUGCUUCCUGAUGUUCCCGACACAGAUAAUUAUCUAAUGAAGCAGAAUAAAACUCUUGUAACAGAAAAUAUUGCUUUAAAAGAAGAUUUAUUACAAACCAAAAAAGACUUUCUUGAAUACAAACAGAUUGCGAAUAAACGGAUUGGUGCCCUACAGAGAGAGUUAGACAAAGUUCGUAAUAAAGAAGCCGAUGAAACUCGUGCUCUAGAGGACGUUGUCCAUAUUAUUGAAGAAAAUCUUCAAUCAACUACGAUAAGAGCCGUAAGAGCAGAAACUACUGUGGCUUGCUUAAGGGAUGAAGUGAAUCGACUAACUGAAGAAUUAAAUGCAAAAAAGUUCUCGCUAGAUGAUUACGAUCGACUUCAAAAAGAGCACAACGAACUACUCUUGACAGUAAAAGAUCGGUCUCAACACGUUGCACGGUUAUUGCGAACAGCUGCAAGUAAGACAGAACCACAUGUCAGGCAACUACAGUCUGGUAUUGUUUCCUUAAAUUUUCUUGCGAAUCAACUUGACGAUAUUGGCAAAAUUUCUGAUAUCGGUGAAUAGGAAGUAUGAACCGCAGUUGAAGACAUAUGCAUAAAGGCAACGCUAAGUUAAUAUCAGGCCUUUUGAAUGGAAAUCUAUAAAGAAAAAGAUAAAGCAUGCAGCAUAUAUGCGUUUUUACAUAUACAUAUAUGCUAUGGAUGCAAGCUUAUAUGCGUUAUAUGCGUUAAACGCAUAUAUGCAAGCAUAUAUGCGUUUUUACAUAUACAUAUAUGCUUUUACAUAUACAUAUAUGCAUAUAUUAUACAUACAUGCUAUUAAUAAAAUUCACAGACACAUUUGUAUCUUAAAAGCAAAUUAGAGUGCAAAUCCAUCGGAGAGAUUUUCGAAAAAAAAAAGAAAAACAACUAACCUGUUAACAGGGAUUUCUCUAUGGAAAGAGUUUUAAAUACCUUUAUAUCGAAACCUUUAUAAUCGUAUUUGUAUAUACAACAUUUAUCUUUGUAUAAAUUGGAAAUAGUGUUUUAUUUAGUUUAAUUUUAAAUUCGAAUAAAGUUAAUUAUUAUUUGAAAAAAUUAUAAACUUGAACAAAUUUGACUCGAAUAAUUUACAGCUCUA